Molecule: messenger RNA, 798 nt
Organism: Kickxella alabastrina
Lineage: Eukaryota; Fungi; Kickxellomycota; Kickxellomycetes; Kickxellales; Kickxellaceae
Product: thiol methyltransferase 1
Exons: 1
Coding region: 70-723 (217 amino acids)
Molecular function (GO): S-adenosylmethionine-dependent methyltransferase activity
Source: RefSeq, a predicted model, not a curated record
CUCUUUUUUCUUUGCUGUCAUUCUCACAUUUUUAUAUAUUUUAUUAUUGCCGCUUUUUACAUUUCGCAUAUGAGCUACCCGUACAAUGCUGCCUCUGGCAUUACCAAAGAAGAGUACAACAAGAUGUGGUUCAACCUCUGGGAUGUCGGCACGACAAAGUGGGACAAGGGAGACGUAUCGCCCGCACUGCACGAGCUGAUCGAGGAGAAAAAGUGGAAGCUUCCUGAAGGGCAGGGCAUAGUUCCAGGCUGCGGAAGAGGGUAUGACGCGAUGUACCUUGCCUCGCCCUCGUUGCACAUGGUCGGUGCCGAUAUCAGCCCUAUCGCUGUUGAAGCGGCCACCAAGCUGCGCAACGAGAAAAAAAUCCCUGGCAGUCUGGUCGAGUUCAAAACGCUAGACUUUUUCAAAUUCGAUGUGCCUGAUGGCAAGUAUCAGGUUGCGUACGACUACACAUUCUUCUGCGCACUCCACCCGUCUAUGCGGGCCGACUGGGGCGCGCGCUAUGCCGAUAUCAUGGCGCCAGGAGGCCAUCUAAUUGCCCUCAUGUUCCCGCUCGACAAGAGCCCUGAGAGUAGAGAAUGCGGUCCUCCAUUCUUGCUCAGCGAGGCCGAUUAUCAUAGAGUGCUCGACGAUAACUUUGAGCUGAUCCAUAUAGAUCCCGAAUGCAAGACACACGAGGACCGUGUAGGCGUCGAGGUAAUAACAGUCUGGCGCCGCAAGUGACACAGUCCAACCAGGCACAUGGUUUUGCUUUCUCUUUAAUUUGCAAUUGACCAAAAAUAGAACUUGAAACUUUUA